Molecule: messenger RNA, 675 nt
Organism: Penicillium nucicola
Lineage: Eukaryota; Fungi; Ascomycota; Eurotiomycetes; Eurotiales; Aspergillaceae
Product: HCNGP domain-containing protein
Exons: 3
Coding region: 1-675 (224 amino acids)
Biological process (GO): regulation of DNA-templated transcription
Cellular component (GO): nucleus
Source: RefSeq, a predicted model, not a curated record
AUGCUUGGUCUCGGUGCAUAUGAGAGCAGCAGUGAAGAUGAGGCUGAGCUUAACAGACAAUCAUCUCAACUACAGCAUACCAAGGAGCCUUUAGUCGCAACAACAUCAACAGACCAGGGUCCAAUUGAGUCGCCCGACGAAGAGCCAGUGUCCAAGGUCAUUAUCAAUACCACAGAACCGGUCCCGAAUGGGCCCGUUCUUGGUCCCGAGUCAAUUGACCAGGCACCCGAUGCAGGGAGUGCGCACAUAACGACAAAAGCCUCAUCUCCUUUCCUGGAUUCAAGAGUUCUCAUUCAAGACCUCACGCUUCCACCGGUUCCUAAUCUAGACAUACCACCCUCGCCCCCUGGAUCUCCCGAUGCAGCCGCGAAUGCGAAAUUUGAGCAUUUCCUCUCGCUCAAAAAGCAGGGUGUACACUUCAACACGAAACUUGCCAGUUCCUCAUCACUCAAGAACCCCAGCCUACUGAUGAAGAUGAUGAACCAUGCUGGCAUCAAUGAGAAAUGCCAGUAUGACACUUCGCUACCGCUUGACUUGUGGGAUAUCUCUAGUCUACCAAGAUGGGGAUUCAAGGAGGAGCUUCUCAACACCCAGCAGACAUUUCGACAAAAGGUGGAAGAGCAAAAGUCAUCGGGCCAACGAAGCUCUCUUGACUUUGUCUCUGGCUCUGCUUGA